AUGCUUCCUCAACAUACGCGUUGUCUCGCUAGCAAGGCUUUCAAAUACCAGAGUGCUCAUUUCCGCAUACCUCAAGCCACUUUUUCCACCACGACGAGACGCAAUGGCUACGAUGACACGAUCCAGAAUCUCAAGAUCGGCACCCACACCCGCGUCAUCUUCCAGGGCUUUACUGGAAAACUAGCCACCGCCAAUGCAAAAGAGUCUAUGGAAUGGGGAACCAAUGUUGUUGGCGGCGUGAAGCCCAAUGGGUCAGGCGAGCAUCUCGGGAAGCCCGUCUUGCCGUCAGUUAGGGCGGCAAUGGAACAAUUGAAGCCUGAUGCGACUGGCAUCUAUGUUGCGGCCCAUCAGGCCACCGCAGCUAUUGAGGAGGCAAUCGAAGCGGAGGUGCCCCUUAUUGUGGCGGUCGCAGAGCAUAUUCCGCUGCAUGAUAUCAUGAGGAUACACUCCAUGCUUCAGACCCAAUCGAAGUCGCGACUCGUUGGUGCUAAUGCUCCAGGAAUUAUCUCAGCGAUUGGCCGGUGUAGAAUCGGAUUCCAGCCUUUGCCGACCUUUUCUCCCGGUCACAUUGGUAUCGUAGCGAAGUCAGGCACCCUUUCAUACGAGACUGUAGGAUCUUUGACAAGAGCUGGUGUCGGACAAAGUCUAUGUAUUGGUGUGGGCGGCGAUGUCAUUGCCGGCACCAACUUCGUAGACGCACUGAAGGUCUUCGAGCAAGACGAGGAUACAGAAGCGAUCAUCAUUGUGGGUGAACUUGGUGGUACGACCGAGGAGGAGGCUGCAGACUGGAUCAAAGACUACAACAGGCGUGUCAAGAACCCGAAACCCAUUGCUGCCGUUAUUGGAGGUUUCCAAGCACCUCCAGGCAAAGUCAUGGGACACGCAGGCGCAUGGACAGGCUUAGGAGAAGGAACAUCAGAGUCGAAGUAUAGGGCGCUAGAAAGCGCUGGUGUGACUAUGGUGGACCAUCCAGCGAAGUUUGGUGGUGUUAUGAAGGACCUCCUUGCGAAAUCAGGUCGCAACGUUAAGAAGAUUGCAAGUCUCCCUCAAGCACAGCAGCGCCGCUCAUAUCACUCGUUACACUCGUUACGCCGACCUUUUGCAACUCCAAUUGCUUCCCAACCUAUCCAGCAAAGGCGAUCUCUCCACCUCACAGCAGAUCAGUCCUCUGACCUUCUGAAAUCAUAUAACAUCAACUUGACAUCGGCCCCUGAAAGUGCGCCAUCAAGUCACUAUGUGGGCAUCUCGCCAGCCCGAGCUGCUCGCUCUCCCUCCAUCAUCGCCGCUCCAACAGCCAACCCGGAUCACUUACAUCAACGAGUCAAGAGGUUUCCUUUUGACUACCAGCAAGGUCCCACCCCUGAGGUCAUCAACAACGCUAUCGCCCACAUGCAGCUUGAUGCCGCUCCACCAAAAGCCAAAGCACAGACAGCAGAGCUGAUACAAAAUCUCUGGAAGUUGUACCGCGAGAAGGAGGCUAUUGACGCUCAUGUCUCGUUAGCAGUUUCUGAGAGCCAAGAUGAGAUUCAAGUCUACAACCCGUUCCUCUUCUUCGACGACGCAGCUUUCAAGUCGAACAAACGACAAGCCGACCUCCAUGAGCUGCGCGACAAAACCAGCAUCUCAGCCACAGACGCAGAAGCCGAGCAAGCAGGCAUCGUCUACAUCCCCCUCGCCUCGCCAACCUUCUCCAACGGCACCACGCAGAAAGAAACCCAAACGCCCCCUUCUUCCGCCGCCGAGGAACCCAGAAACCUAGUAGGCACCCUCGUAAAUGGCGCGGGCCUAGCAUUGAACACAAACGACGUGCUACACACGCGCCUCUCUUCCCCUCCCUUCUCUACUACAGCAGCCAAUUUCCUCGACACGGGCGGCAAAGCUACGUCCGCUACCAUCAAGACGUCGUUUAAACUGAUACUCUCUGACCCGCGGGUCUCCGUCGUCUUCGUGAACAUUUUCGGUGGGCUGACGCUGUGUGAUAUGAUUGCUGAGGGUAUUAUAAUGGCGUUCAAGGAGGUGGGUGUGGAUAAGCCGGUGGUUGUGCGGCUCAGGGGCACGAAUGAGGAGUUGGGACAAAAGGUGUUGGGCGAGGCCAAGUUGCCUAUUCAUGCGUUUGAUGAUUUUGAGGAGGCGGUUAAGAAGGUGGGGGAGCUUGCUAAUGGGGGAAGUAGGGAGUUGAGAAAUUGA
Cucurbitaria berberidis CBS 394.84 is the source of this 2187-nucleotide messenger RNA. RefSeq names its product succinyl-CoA ligase subunit alpha. Gene Ontology annotation, cellular component: mitochondrion; succinate-CoA ligase complex (ADP-forming). The coding region runs from base 1 to 2187 and encodes 728 amino acids. Gene Ontology annotation, biological process: tricarboxylic acid cycle. Gene Ontology annotation, molecular function: succinate-CoA ligase (ADP-forming) activity; succinate-CoA ligase (GDP-forming) activity. The record is from RefSeq and is a predicted model, not a curated record. The transcript is spliced from 3 exons. Lineage: Eukaryota; Fungi; Ascomycota; Dothideomycetes; Pleosporales; Cucurbitariaceae.